This is a messenger RNA of Stylophora pistillata, 13555 nucleotides long. Its product is annotated as sacsin-like. Gene Ontology annotation, molecular function: Hsp70 protein binding. NCBI's taxonomy places the organism in Eukaryota, Metazoa, Cnidaria, Anthozoa, Scleractinia, Pocilloporidae. The record is from RefSeq and is a predicted model, not a curated record.
AACCACCCAACAGUUUCUGAGAAAUUAUCUUAUUCGAAGGAGAUCCUCAUUCUUAUUCGAGACGAAAAGUCUCGGAAAUCGUUGAAAGGUCGCCUAGGACUACUUCGUCAGUUUUAUACAAAGAUCUUUCUAUGACUGGAUGAAACUGUAGCAAGUUAGUAUGGUUAUUGCCUCAAACUUUCUCUUCAGAUAGAUGGACUAACAGUGUUAAAGCCUGAAGUCGCAAAGAUGGACGAUGACAGUGACUUCAGCUUGAUUCAGCCAUCGCUGAUCACGCAGCUGAGGACCAUCCUUGAUCAGUACCCAGAUGAUGGACAGAUAUUGAAGGAACUCAUUCAAAAUGCGGAGGAUGCGAAUGCCAGACAUGUUAAGUUUUUGCAUGACAAAAACAGUUAUGGAACUGAAUAUCUCUUUGAUGAGGAGCUCUCACAAUUUCAGGGUCCAGCACUUUAUUCCUACAACGAUGCGACGUUUGGGAAAGACGACUGGAAAGGAAUACGUCUUGUUAACGAUAGUAUCAAGGUGGAAGACCCCAUGAAAGUUGGUCGGUUCGGCUUGGGCUUUAAGUCUGUACUGCAUAUGACAGAUUUACCAAGUGUGCUUAGCGCUGAAAAAAUUGGAUUCAUUGACCCUCAUGGAGUUUACUUUUCUGAUAAACGGAACAGAAGAACCGGCAGAUGUUGGAGACUUGAUGAGGAUUGUGUGGAGAUGGACAAAAUACCGGAUCAGUUUCUCCCUUUCAAAGGAAUCUUCGACUGUACGGAAGAAGUAUUUUCCGAUGGUUAUUACGAUGGCACACUGUUCCGUUUCCCACUGAGGACCACAUCCUCUGAUCUAUCGAACACACUCUACACCGAAGAGAAAAUGGACACUUUGUUUGAAAGUUUUGAAGCUGAUGCUCACUUCGUUCUUCUGUUUCUGCAACACUUGGAGUCAAUUGAGCUUUACGUUCGAGAAGAGUCACAGGCUAGCCCCAGAAGAACCUUACGGGUUAGAAUUGCCGACAAAAGCCUGGAAGAAGUUCGCCAUAAGAGAAAAGAGUUCCUUUCAAAAAUUAGUCUUGGGAAAUUGAUUCUCCACUCUGUUUCUGUGACUUAUCCGAUCACCAUAGAGACAAUCAAGUUCAGCUCAUCUCAUGAAACGGACCUUCUUCAGCAGUACUCCUUUCUCGUCACCAAUUCCUUUUGUGGAGGAGAGGUUUCAUUGACCUUUAAACGGCUGAUGACAGAUAAAGAGCUAAACUAUCUACCCAUAGUGGGUGUUGCCAUGCCAUUGCCUAAUAAUCCUGAAAUGCAGACGCCAGAUAUCGAGGGCCACGUGUUUUGUUUCUUGCCACUACCAGUUCCGAUGAGGAGCCUAACAGGUCUGCCAGUACACCUAAAUGGCUUCUUUGCUUUGAGUCAGAACAGGCGUUACAUUAAGUUUCCAAAUGCAGAUCAAGAAGAGCGAGAAAGGAUGGGUCGGCAACUGGCAGAUAAGUCACUGUUGUGGAAUAAGUGUCUGCUGGAGGAGGCCAUACCCAGUGCAUAUGCCACUCUGAUUUUACAAGCUAUAAAAGGGGAGUCCUGUUUUCUAUCAAGAACAUCAAUUUACAAAGCGUGGCCAAAUCUUGUCUGUAUUGACCCGAAGUGGAAGAAGCUCAUCAAUCCUUUUUUUAGCACACUGUUACAGCAAAAUGUUGUUCACACAAAUGCAGAUUCUGGACGCUGGAUUAGAGUACAAGAAGCCGUUUUCGACAGACUUGACGUAAAUGACACCAAAGAACUGCUUGUCCGAGUGUUACUGGAAGCUAAUGUGCCAGUGGUGUCUGUACCAAACCAUGUCAUCACGGCCGUUACUUGCUAUACCUUUGCCAAGGAAAUAAACUCCAGCUUGAUGAGAUCGACCAUGAAGAAAACUCCGACAUGUUAUAAAAAGCUUGAUAGGCAUGAAAAACUUUUGCUCCUAGAAUUCUGUUUGAAAGAUGGCAAAUUUAAUGAGAUCUGUGAUUUGGAGCUGUUGCCUCUUUCUGAUGGAAGCUUCAUCAAAUUCGCAAGUCACUCGAAGCCCGUGUAUAUCUGCUCAGAGGAACAUCGUGAACUUUUUCCUGGACUAGAACAUCGUUUCUUAGAUGAAACGAUUGAUGAGGAGAUCACUGAUAAGAAGAUCACUCAGAGGCUUGUAUCUGCAGGAGAGCAAGGAUCCACACAGUUGCGGAUUCUUCAUAAGGAUGAGGUAAGAACUCUUCUUCCACAAGCACUGCCCUUUGAGUGGAGCAACGGAAACACCGUCUCAUGGUACCUUGAAGAUUGUUAUCAUAACCAUCCACCCAAAGGAUGGAUUAGGGUUGUGUGGAGGUAUCUGCAAAAUUAUUUUUCCAAUGCAGGUGAUAUUCUCAGCCUCGGUAAACUGCCGCUGCUUCCGCUAAGCAUGUCAAAGACACCAGUCACCUUGGCGCGACUUAGUGAACCAUCCAGAGUAGUAGUAAAACAUCUAUAUGGUCACUGCCUAGACGACGGUGUUUCAUGUGUUCUUAUCAAGCUUGGUGUGCUUAUCAUGACCGAUUAUCCCUCAUUCAUUGGCCUCCAUCCAGCCGUUUUAGGAAGGUUUGUUCAUCCGCCAUCCGUUCAAGGUGUUUUGAAAGCAAUGGUGGUUUCCUCAAGGAUGAUGGGUAGUGGAAAGCUUCCCGAAAUCGUACGUACAGAACUCUCUACUGAGGAAAAACAACUCCUGAGAUCAUUUUUCGUUAAUGUCAGGGACACACACUUGGGUCCCCUAGAGUCUGAUAUUCUGUGCUCUUUACCAGUUUUUGAGACUUAUUGGAAAAAAUUCGUGUCAAAAAAUGAUGGUCUGAGUGCUGCACCCCCUGAGCCUCUUCCCAUUACACUGAAAAGAGACCUAAUUGAUGUUUCUCAAGAAGACUCAAUGGCUUAUGCACGUCUCCUAAGAGUUAAGAUUCUGGCGCCCAUCGAGUUGCUGUGUCAGGUUGUGUUUCCAGAUGUCGAGCGGGGAUGUUACUCCAUUGAAGAAAUUGACAAGCUGAUGAGCUAUGUGUUGGACCGUUAUGCAAGUAUUAUCCGCAAGAAUGCGCAUUUCAAGCGGAUUUUAAAGAACUUGGGGUUUGUUUCCAGGGAGAGAGGGCGAGCGAGGCCUUAUGAACUCUUUGACCCCCGACAAGCCAAUAUUAAAAAUCUAUUCGUCCACGAGGAUGUUUUCCCUACUUCCACAUACGUUAGCCCUUCAGUACUUAUGGUACUUGAAGAACUGGGAAUGAAAGGCGAGGAUGACGUCACCGCGACUGACCUGUAUCAAAGCGCGAAGGUGGUCAGUAAGUUUCCCGAGCGUCCGACUUCAAAACGGAAAUCUGAGGCAAUCCUUUACUUUCUUGACAAGGAUCCACACAAGAUGCUUGGCCUGGUUAGCGGACAGACAUUGGGGAAGCUAUUGACCACUAUCCCUUGGGUAUCAAGACAAGAACAGCGGCCCUAUGGUUACCCCUCUAGCCUUCCGUUUUGGGAAAGAGAAGAAGGAGAAAUUGAACGACUUUUCAAGCCAAUUGAAUUAAAGAGCCACCAGUUUGCAAACCUAAUUGGAACUGUAAUUCCUGUAGUUGGCGUGGAUAUAUCGAAUGCGAUCAGCAAAUAUUUCGGUUGGCACAAUGAACCUCGUGUCUUCCAAGUACUCCAGCACUUAAAAACUGCGGUUAACUGCUAUUCGCAAGAGAAAAAACCGCACUACAUUGUGAUGUUGACAGAAAUAUACAGGUUUCUAGGUGAGCACUACAAUGAUGUAGCUGAGGCAUUUGACUCCAUUGACGUCUUCUCGUGGGUAUGGAAUGGAGAUGGAUUUUCCUUACCAGGUCACUUACUUGCUACAAGACCAUGCAUUGAUCUCACACCCUACAUACAGUGUCUUCCUUUAGAAAUGAGGCCACAUAAUCGUCUUUUUAUGUACUUUGGCAUGCAGGAGAAAUGCGAUCCAUCUGUUCUGGUGCAGGCCCUUGGGAUGAUGAAGGCGAAACAGGACAAUGAAAUUGUGACUCCUUCAGAAGUGAAACACGAUCUUCAGUUGUCUGUCAAUAUCCUGAACGAGUUGGCGGGUGAGAAUCUAUCUGAAGAGCUCCAAACACACAUCCUGUUCCCAACGUAUCAAGAAGACAAUUCCUAUGUCAGGCUUAAGCCCGUAGAAAGCUGCAUGUAUGGAGAAGAAAAUCACGACGAAGAAAUCGACCACUUCUAUGUACACCCGAGUGUCCCAAAUGCAACUGCUGCGCGUCUUGGUGUGCCAAGUGUAACAAACCGGCUGCUUGAUGCUGAUGAGCUGGCCCUUGGAGAAGAGUUUGGACAAGGAGAGAAACUUACCACUAGACUUAAUCGCGUCCUCGAAGAGUACACGGAUGGCUUUUCAGUUUUAAAGGAGCUUAUUCAAAACGCAGACGAUGCAGGGGCCACAGAGGUCAGAUUUUUGUAUGACGAGAGAACGAAUGAGGAAGCAAUGAGUUGUCUGAUUGACGAGGGAAUGAAGAGUUGCCAAGGCCCUGCGUUGUGGGUUUACAACGAUGCAACAUUUAAGGAUGAAGACUUUGAGAACAUUAAAAAAUUGAACGAAGCAACGAAACAGUACGACACCGAAAAGAUUGGUAGAUUUGGACUGGGCUUCAAUGCAGUUUACAAUUUAACAGAUGUUCCGAUGUUCAUAAGCAGAAACAACUUUGUGAUUUUUGAUCCCCAUACGUCGUACCUCGGGAAGGCUCUUAAAGACAAAAGGAAGCCCGGAAUAAAGAUUGAUGUCAACAAAGAUGUGAGCAGGCUUCGUAACUUUAGAAAUCAGUUUAAACCAUUCAAUGGAAUAUUUGGCUGUGAUCUAAAUCUAAACAAAGAGGACAACUCGUUCAGUGGAACUCUGUUUCGAUUCCCGUUGAGAACAAGUGAGCAAGCUCUCAGAAGUGAGAUAAAAAAGCUGGCGUAUAACGACACACAAAUGCGAGAACUACUACUUAUGCUGGUAAAUGGGGCCAAAACCUUACUUCUCUUUACACAGAACGUCCUCCGCGUUAGCAUUUUUUCUUUGAACACACCCAACGUCCAAGAAGAAACAAUCAAAUUGAUGUUUAAGGUCUCCAAGUCAUUAUCUAAAGAGGGAACGGUAAGAGCCUUGUCCGUCCCUGUUUCCCUUCCUCCCACCGCAAACAUUUUGAAGGUUCAUGAACAGAAUUUCUUGAAGCAAUGCAGUUUCCUUCAAGCGGCGUCGCGAGUUGUUCAAGCAUCCAGAAAGGGACAUGCAAGCACACUGAUUAAGUCCUCGUUGAUAGUUAACGUUCAUUGUGUUUUCACGGAAUGCGGUCUACGUUUCUUUAAACCUGAUGCAGCAACUAUACAUUCCGAAUGUACAGUCUGGCUAAUAGUCUCCUCCAUGGGAGAUGGAAGGGCACUGCAAUUUGCCAAGAAUGAUCUAAGCCUCAUUCCAUCAGGAGGGGUAGCUGUUCAGCUAGUUGCGAUCGACGCCGACAACUUUGUGCCUGUACCUGUUUGUAAGAGUGGUGAUGGAAUUGAUGUCAAUGGGAAUCUUUUCUGCUUCCUUCCUCUUCCCAUCUACAGUGGCCUUCCAGUUCAUAUAAAUGGAGCGUUCGCACUAGCUGCUAACCGACGCCAUUUACAGGAAAAACUCGAUGGUGACAUAGAAUGUUAUGGUGCUGACUGGAACAAAGCGCUGAUGGUAGAUUCCAUCUGCUCAGCUUAUGUCUGUCUCCUUGAAGAUGUAAGGUCAAUUGCUCCAACUGACGGGUCUUAUAAGUUCCAUUCUUUGUGGCCAAAAAUUGAUGAAGUAUUCCCGAAGCUCCGAUGCCUCACGCAAUCAUUUUACACGCAGAUGUCCACUGGAGGUCUUGCGUUGUUUUCUGAUGGAGAGAACUGGUUUACUAUUAACGAGGUGGUAUUCCUUCAUCCAGCUCUUCGAAAUGAUCCUUUGAUUGGCGACACUUCAUUCAGAGUUUUCCAGCUUUUAAUGAGCGACCGCGCAGUGGUUAUUGAUGUCCCUUUUUCUGUCGUUAAUUCUAUCGAAAGCUGUGGAAACGGGGAAGUGAUUAACUCAAAAACCUACGACAAAGAUAGAUUUUUUCGUCAACUCUUUUUCCCGAACAUCUCCGCAGUGCCUUCAGAGAUGAGAGAUACGCUGGUGUUGCAUGCAUUGGAUAACAGCUGUGAUGAUUUGGUCAAAACUCAUUCUUGUAUUCCGGCAUCGCCACUUGGCGAGUCACUUAGACGUCCUUCUGAGCUCAUUCACCCCGGCAAAGAUGCAGCUCGCCUCUUUCUGCCUGAAGAUGGCAGAUUUCCAUGUGGAAAUGCAGAAACCUUUAUGAAUCCUGGGCGACUUGCAAAGCUUGAGCUUUUAGGAAUGGCAUCGGAUUAUCUUCCUUGGCAGGAAAUGGCAGAAAGAGCUGAAAGUAUCAAUGAACUCAGGUUUGUAAACAGUGAAGCAGCGGAGGAGAGAGCGAUUGAAUUUGUGAAAUCUCUAGAGAAGAAGGUAGAGCGCAAAGAUGAAACUUCUUCAGAGCUGAUAAGACAAAGAAUACUGGAGGCUCAGUUUCUUCCAGCUCUGAGUAAUCCAGUUAACUUUCCUUUACCUUGGAAGGCUGAAGAGUAUGAAAAAAAUGUGCUGUUCGCCCCAAUAGAUGUGUUUCUAGAAAAGGAAAAGUAUCGCUUGUGUAGCUUAAAGCCGCUUAUCGGGUUGUCCAUCUCUCAAGAUGUUGAGGAGUUUCUAAAUCUUAGGAAGAAGCACGCAAAGCUAAACCAUGUCAUAUUGCAACUGAAAGUGGCGAUGGCUUCCGAAGUUGAGUCGUCAAACGCUAAGGAAAUCGUAGAGAUAAACUCAGUAUGCAGAGCAGUCUAUUCCUACUUAGAAAGAGCCAUCAGUAAAGGGGCAACCAUCAACGAUAUUCCACAGGACCAGAAAUGUAUUUUAUAUGAUAGAGAGUUUCUUUACCCAAGUCAGGUGGCUUUUCAUCUCAACAAUGAUUGUGCGCCAUAUCUUUACCAGCUUCCAAAAGGGUAUGCAGAAGAUUUUCCCAAGCUUUUGAGAGUCUUCGGUGUCAAAGAAUGUUUUGACGAGAAUGAUUUUAUCUUAGUUCUACGGCAGAUCAAAGAGUUAUUUUCUGAAAACGAACUGGACGAGAAAAAUCUUAAAGUAGCAGUACGUCUGGCAGUACAACUUGGAGAAAGACUACAAACAAGUAGAAAUGACCCUGCUUUAUUAAAAGAAGAGCGGGAAACCAUUUACCUUCCCGACUCUUCGGGAGUGAUGAGGGAAAUAUCUGAGCUUUGUAUUAAGGACUGCCCAUGGAUGCCUGACGAAGAAGGAGUACAUUUUGUUCAUGCGAAAGUUCCUUGGCCAACUUGUGACCAUAUUGGUGUGAAAACUCGAAGAGAAGAGGCUCUGCGGUACCACAUGGUUAGAAUGUCCUUUGGACAGAAAGAGGAACUUACAAAUCGCCUGAAACGCAUUCUUCAGUGUUACCCUUGCGAAAGAGAAAUUUUGAAAGAACUUCUUCAAAAUGCAGACGAUGCACAAGCGACCGAGAUUUAUUUUAUAAAGGACCCGAGACACCAUCCGGAUAAAAAGGUUUUUGAAGAUUGUUGGAAACCUCUACAAGGCCCCGCUUUAUGUGUGUAUAACAACAAGCCUUUCACCAAUGUUGAUCUUGAAGGCAUUCAGAUCCUCGGUAAGGGUACUAAGGGUGAAGAUCCGAACAAAACAGGCCAGUACGGGGUGGGCUUCAAUGCUGUUUAUCACCUGACUGACGUGCCGUCUUUCGUGUCCCAUGGAAAGGAGAUUGGAGAUGUUCUGUGUGUAUUUGACCCACAUUGCAAGUAUGUUCCAGGCGCCACUCUAUCAGAGCCAGGAGGUAGGUUCAACGAAACAGCUACUCUCAGGAAGAAAUUCCCUGAUGUAUUUCCUUGCUACUUAUUAGAACACUUUAAGAUUGACAACGCAACCAUGUUCAGAUUGCCGCUAAGGACCGAAGAUAUGGCUCGCGAAUCAAAAAUUUCUUCAAACCCUGUGUCAGUGAAAGAACUGGAUUUUAUGAUGGAACGGCUUAAAGAAGAAAUGUUUGAGGUCCUGCUCUUUGUGAACAAUGUCAGAAAGAUUACCGUUUGUGAGAUCGAUAAAGUAAGUAACAAUCUAGCGAAUUCCUACACAGUGGAAGUAGCGAUGUCGAAAAAAGAUGAAGCCAAGAGGAAAGAAUUUGCUGAUCACAUCAAACAGAUUGCAAAGUUGGCAAAGGAGGAAGAUGGGAUUGAUCCAAGAAAGAUACCAACGAAAAAAGUGUCCUACGUCUUGAAAAUAACAGACAGCUGUGGCAACACGGAAAAGUGGCGAAUUGUGCAAAAGGUUGGUUUUGAAAAAGAUGUAAAAGAAAGUAUCGUUGACGCGUUUAAGAGGCAAGAGCUUGGAAUUCUUCCUCGCGGUGGUGUUGCCUGUCUUUUGGAGAACAAACAUCGCAGGUAUUCAUCUCCAAGAAAAAAAAAAGCCUACUGUUUUCUACCUCUCCCUCUUGAGACAAACCUUCCAGUUCACGUAAAUGGCCACUUUGCGUUAGACCACGAAGCAAGAAGGAGUUUGUGGAGAGAUGACGAAAACCGUGGUGGAUAUCGCAGUGACUGGAAUAAUUUGUUAUUGCAAGAUGUCGUAGCGUCAUGCUACAUCACGAUGUUGCUCGAGGUGCGGGAUUUUCUUAAAUUGUCAGACGCAAACCCUGAAACUGAAAGUAUGAUUCUGAGCAAAAUAAAAGUGUACGAAUCUUUUUUCCCUCGUCAGAUGCCCUCCGAUAAGUACUGGAAGACACUGGUUGAUUCUGUCUAUCAUCAAAUGAACAGGAUGAAAGUAAAAAUUCUGCCAGUGGUUAAAAAGAGAUCCCUUGAUUGUUCAUCAAAAAUUACUCCAGAAAGCGCAGCUGCUGAGAUUACUUGGUUUCCGCCGACUGGCAUUGGUAAACAUCAAGCAUUUUUUGACGAUCUUGAAUCAAGCGGGCCCUUUUCGGUAACGCCUGAUAAGCGUAAAGAGGAGAAUCAAGCAAAAUGCCGAAAGCUGUUGAAAAGUAUUUUACUUGAGAGUGGUUUUAAUCUGGUAGUCUCCUCGUUGGCAUUACAUCAUUCAUUUCAGCGAGCUAAAGUUGCAACGUGUUGCAUUUCACCUCGCAAGGUUAUCGAUUUCUAUAAAACGUUCAGUUCCCAUGAUCGUUUGUGCACAAUUGGACCAAUUCCUUGCGAUGUCCAGGAAACGUCACUUAAAAGUGCUCUUGGAGUAGCCACAGUGUUGCGGUAUUGCCGCCAUGAUAAAAGUUUCCUAAAUGAUUUACCAGGUCUUCCACUCCUACUUACACACGACCAGUAUCUCCAUUUGUUUUCGUGUGAAAAUCCCAAAUUGUUCUCACGACAUCUAGAUCUUUUACCCAGGUCACCUCACAUUUUCCUUCACAAGCUUCUUUAUAGGAGUGUUUUUGAAUGCCCCGACAAAGUAGAAUCAAGUUCUCUGAAGCAUCUGAAUGCCACCUCAUUCGUCGCCAAUCUACCUCAGACUUUACCCACAGAAACUUAUGGAACAGGACGACUUAUUCAGUGGUACCCAUACAAGAGAGAGAUACCUAACCAAAAAUGGAUAUCUGAGGUCUGGCUCUUUCUGUCCAAGCUUGUAGAAGACGGUAUUGGUAAUGCAGAAAUGAAAGAAGAGGAAAAGAUCCUUGAAAUCCAAAAAAUGCUCGCACCUUUGUUUAACUGGAGCAUUCUCCCGGUUACCGAGACAGAUGCAGCACAAAGAGAGUCACCACUGGAUUCUUUCCUUCAGGUCAGGACACAUCAUCCAACCAAACACCAUCUGUUACCUCUAAGCCUAGCAAACUUUGCGUUAGAUUUCAGUAGUGCAGAUUCCUCAAAUUCUAAACUUGUUGAUGUCUUCCGAAAGGUUGCCUUGCCCGACCUUAACUCAGGUGUACUCCUAGCCACCAGCAUAGACAUGACGUUGUCUUCAAAAUCUGUUUAUCUAGCUCGCAUGCUGGUAUCCUCUUUAAAGUCACCGACAUCACUUCUCACUUCGCUCGAAAAUAAGAUGGGCCUAGAACCACAGUCAUUGGAAGGUAGACUGGAAGUUACAGAAUGUACUACCAUCUUGGAAUACUUUAGCAAAAGUGCGACAUGCCUGAAAGACAACGAAAAGGACACCUUGAGAAGACUUCCCUUUUAUCUGGCGGCCGAUGGUGGAUUAAUAGCACUAAAUGACCGAAGGGUUUUGGUCCUACCAAGUGAAGUACCAAAGAUCGAAAUUGAUGUACUUGAGAGUGCAUUGGACAUCGUUUUUCUGGAAUCCCAGUCAAGAAUUUCUGAACUCUUCGAGUUCCUGUCGCUGGAAUCCUACUCUGAGGUUGAUUUCUAUUGUAGCUUUAUUUUGCCAAAUAUCUCUAUUUUCGGCAAAGAAGGCAGAGAAUCUCACCUGACAUACCUCCGGAAAAAGAUUUCAGAAUAUGCAAUGGAUGCCGAGAAGCAAGAGCUGUUUGGGUGUUUGAGAAAUACUCCGUUCGUUCCCUCUGCAGAUGGAAGUCUGAAGACCGCAUCCUGUUUUUAUGACCGCGAAAACAAAGUCUUUGAGAUUAUGCUUGCAAAACAUCUUUUUCCAAUGGACCCUUUCGACUCACCGGAAUGGGUGACGUUUUUACGGCAAAUAGGUCUUAUUCACAUGGUUACUAAAGAUCAAUUUAAAUCGUUUGCCACAGAAGUUGCACACGAGGCUGCAUCAACUCCAAGUGAAAAUAUCCGCAAGAAAUCUGAAGUAUUGGUCGAGCAUCUCAUCAACCGUGACAACGUAUUGGUUGAAGGAUUGUUGCAAAACAUCCGCAAUAUCCCUUUUGUAGUUGGUGAGCCAGUUAGUGAGGGUCUCCAAGCAAUUUGCUUGCCGUUUGGGGGCUUCAGAGGUCAGCAGGUUCCACAUUUUGCCUUCCAAGGGGCAGUUCCGGUCAAUUAUACCGAAACUGUUUGGACGAAAGCAAAUUUACUUCCAGAUUGGGCGAAUCCAAGGCAUCGUUUACGUGCUUUUGUUGCGGACUUUCCUUCAGAUGUUGAAAUGGAGAAAUACUGCGAUUCGUUAAUCUCCCAACUUCAGAUUCAAGAAGAGCCCUCAGUGGACCUUGUGGUCGCUCACUGCAAAACUUUGUCUUUAGAAGUUGAAAGAAACAGUGAAAAAACAAAUUCAUCGCCUGAAAGAUGUAGCACAUUAAUAGCGGUGAUGGAACGUAUCUACUCUUUCUUGAAGAUCAACCUCAUCACAGAAAGAAAUGCAAUAAAAAGUCUCGAAAAUGCACCUUGCAUUUUGGUUGAAAAUGGCAAGAAAUUCAUUCCACCUCAUCAAGCCGUCCUUGAGCUCUAUGGGAGCCAUGAGAUUAGACCAUUCCUGUAUGGAAUUCCUAGGGAAUUUGGUAAGUUUUAUCAUUUGUUCCAGGCGCUUGGCUGCUCCAGAUCUGUCACUGUGGUCCACUAUGCUAUGGUGUUAGACCAACUGUACAAGAGGUGCCACAGUUGCAAACUGGACCCGAAUGAAGUAAACAUGUGCAAAAAAGCAGUCCAAGGGUUCUUUAAUAAAGUUCAGCAAAAUAAUGAAGGAGUGAAUUCCAUUGCACAUCUCUACCUACCGGGAUUGACUCUUACAAGCGUCGGGACAGAGAGUACUGACAAUGUAAUACCUCUCUAUUUGCAAAGGUCAUCGGAGCUGAUUUUCAGUGAUGUCCCGGCCUGUAUCCGAGAUCGAUUGCAUAGUUUCCGAAAGAACCUCCUACUUGAUCUUCGCCUCAUGAGGGUGACCUGCCAUACUACGAACAUUAAUUACAAAGAGCUGGUAGAGAAGUUACCAAAGUAUUUGCGCCCAAAACUGCUGUCCAGUGUUGUCGAAGAAAAAAUUACUUCUUCAACUGUCGAAAAUCUAACGAGUACUGCAAUAACCCACUUUAGAUAUCAGCUUUCAUCUCCGCAGUUCUUUUGCGGCAUUGCGAGACUAAUUCGAGACGAGAACUGUAGACUAGAAAGAGAGGGCGAUGACAGCACGAUUGCAAACAUCAAGACAAGGCUUCGCAGCAUCGAGGUUUAUUCCGUAUACGGUCUCAAAACUACACUUUUCUGCGACAACGAACCCAUCCCAGCUAGCGAGGCAAACGUUCCGUACUUCGUGGAGAAAGGGUUGGUUUCCGGCGAGGAAAAAUCAAGAGUAUACGUCAAUGCUAUGAUGGGAGCAAAUGAAGAAAGCAUGACAACAUUGUUGGUAUCUAGCGUGGUCGAGGACAUAUGCGAAACUCUUCUUGGACGGAGGGCCUUAUUUAUUUCUUAUAUGCUGGCAUGUCCCCUUGGCGCCAUAUGGUCCCAUCUAGAUAGAUUGGGUGUUCGACCAGAUGACUCGUUUUCUGCAGAGGAGCUGGAAAUUCUGCCUGAACCUGGCAGCUUUAUCCCCCAAGAAGACCACCAUUGCUUAAAUGACGACUUUGAAGAGUUUGAACCUGACGAUUUUGUUGGAUAUGAACUGCAUGACCCAAGCGUAGUUGGAGAACAAGGAGAUGCUACUUACAUAUAUGCUAUAAUUAUAGAAGAAGUUAGAACUGAAUGCAACAGCCGGCUGAGAAGACGUUACAGAAUCAACAUUGGAAAUGGCCAAAAUGAAAUUGUCGAUGUUACGGAUCUGUACAAAUUCCAUCGUUUGACCGAGUCAUCUCUAUCUGCGACUGUCGCGUGUGAUAGGCCUAGGCAGCUCCCCAAGCCAAGAAACAGACAGAGGAUUUUCGAAGAGAUCUCAGACCGUCUGGAGGAGGCGUGGACAUCGCCUGAUGACAUAAGACGAAAAAUAAUCAAGCGGCUGUAUUUGCGGUGGCACCCUGAUAAAAACGUAGGCGAUGAGGAAUUCUGCAAAGAGGUAUGUCAGCACAUAGAGAGCGAAGUUUCAAGGUUAGAACUAGGAGACCCACGAGACAGGUCCGACCGGGGGUUGUUUGGUUUGUGGACAGUGCGUGCAAGGGAACACAACAGGACGCGCAAGGGAUACAGACCACGAUAUCAAAGAAAAAAUCCUCAACCAAAGGAGGCCAGGCGUUGGUUCAAACAAGCUGUUGCAGAUAUCGAGGCAGUGAGCAACGAUAUCAUUUACGAGAGACCUUCUUAUGAGUGGGCAUGCUUUAAAUGUCACCAGGUAAGAGUAAUCUUCCGUUAUAAUCAUUAUAAUAUUCCGCCAUUAUUUUUCCAAUGCUGUGGUAUAGCACUUGAUGAUAUGAUCAAAUUCCUUUAGCUAAGUAUAGCCAUUCCUUUUAUUCUUAACGUAUCUCUUUGUACGGUUUUGAACGGUCUUUUCAAGCCGAACCACUCAAGUGAAACUAAGAAUAAUCUUUAAAGUACUUUUUCAUCGAUGUUUUUCUCCCAAAAUAACUAGUAUUCUUUAGCGAGAUUCUGUACACUAAGUGGUUAAUUAUGGCACAAAGUGGCGUUGUGUAUUGUUGAAUACACUACCCAUAAUCUGUGGAACCUGUCUGAGGCGGUCAACCUGCAUUAGAGUUCAA